This is a messenger RNA of Lethenteron reissneri (Far Eastern brook lamprey), 685 nucleotides long. RefSeq names its product homeobox protein Ht-En-like. Gene Ontology annotation, cellular component: nucleus. NCBI's taxonomy places the organism in Eukaryota, Metazoa, Chordata, Hyperoartia, Petromyzontiformes, Petromyzontidae. The record is from RefSeq and is a predicted model, not a curated record. Gene Ontology annotation, molecular function: DNA-binding transcription factor activity, RNA polymerase II-specific; RNA polymerase II cis-regulatory region sequence-specific DNA binding. Gene Ontology annotation, biological process: multicellular organism development; regulation of transcription by RNA polymerase II; neuron differentiation.
AAGACCCAAGAAUACGACUCUGCAAAACUGAAACAUUCUGGCUCAUCCUGCCUGUGCCAUGAAACGAAAGCGCAGCACCUAAAACAACGGCAAUUGUCUUCAUUGUUUGCACACCAAGGCCCGCGGAUCCGCAAGGCGAAGAAGCGCGCCGAGGGUGGCGGCUGCGAGCCCAAGCGGCCGCGCACCGCCUUCACACCGGAGCAGCUGUCGCGCCUCAAGGCCGAAUUCCAGGCGUCGCGCUACCUGAGCGAGGCGCGGCGCCAGGCGCUGGCGAGGGACCUGCAGCUGAGCGAGGCGCAGGUGAAGAUCUGGUUCCAGAACAAGCGCGCCAAGCUCAAGAAGGCGAACGGCGUGCGCAACGAACUGGCGCUGCAGCUGCUCGCGCAGGGCCUCUACAACCACUCCACCACGUCGCACGCGGGAGAAGGAGACCGUGACGAGAUGAGCGACUGAGCUGGCGAGCGAGCGAGCGAGCGAGCGACAGAGAUGGUCGAGAGAGAGAGAGGAGAUAGAGAGGACGGAGACCUUAAAACAAUCUCGCCACGGGACCCGCCGCGGGAACGCGGAGUGAGCGUGGUUGAGUUGUGAGAGCCAGCCUGGCCACCGAUGAAUGGAGGCGGACGACGGCUGCGCUUGGCAGCAGCAUGACACGACGGACAUUAUGAGAGCCAUUAGGGGGCUGCAA